Messenger RNA from Amyelois transitella, 1116 nucleotides. Its product is annotated as glandular kallikrein-like. The record is from RefSeq and is a predicted model, not a curated record. Lineage: Eukaryota; Metazoa; Arthropoda; Insecta; Lepidoptera; Pyralidae. The transcript is spliced from 4 exons. The coding region runs from base 1 to 1116 and encodes 371 amino acids. Gene Ontology annotation, molecular function: serine-type endopeptidase activity. Gene Ontology annotation, biological process: proteolysis.
AUGGUCAAAAUUUUAAUAAAGAGUUUGUUGUUGUUGGUAGUGAUCGUUGUUACUAAUGCUGACAUAGAGGAGGAUAGCGAGGAUGUCGUCGAGGCGAACAGCAUCGCCAUCAGUAGCGACGUCGAUACCGACAGCGGUAACAAUCGCCGCAGCGGCGACCCCGACAGCACCCCCAGCAGCGCCAGCAUUGCCGACAAUAGCACGGUGCAGGGGAACGGCAGCGUCGGCGGCGCGGGGCACGGGUUCUACCGCACGAUGGGGCCGCGCGGGCGCUGGGUGGACACGCGGCGCGUGUUCGGCGGCAUGGCGGCGCGCGUCGAGGACUUCCCGCAGGUCUGCGCGCUGCUGGACCGCUUCAUGGGCGCGCGCUGCUCCGGCUCGCUGCUGACGCCGCACUGGGCGCUCACGGCCGCCCACUGCAUCUCCCCGAACCUGGCCUACGUCAAGUACAACACGCGCCAUCCGUUGCGAACGCACGACGGCAUCACCGUCCCUGUGCGGUACCUCUACAAACAUCCCGAUUACAAGGUAGUGCAGCAGGACGUGGGGCGCGGGCUGGACGUGACGGAGCUGCACCACGACAUGGGGCUGGUGCGCACGCGCGCGCCCAUGACGCUGACGCUUCGCUCGCAGACGCCGCCGCUGCAGGCCAUACUCGCCUUCAACGCGCAGGACCUGAAGGAUGAAGAUGUGCAGGUGUUGGGGUACGGGCGCACGGAGUCGACCUCGUUGGGCGAGGAGCUGCUGAGCGUGCGGCUGCGGCUGGUGGACUGCGAGCGCGGCGCGUGGCGGCACUGCGUGUGCGGCGUGUCGCGCGGCGGCGCCCGCGGCGUGUGCUCCGGGGACUCGGGCGGGCCCGUCGUCUACCGCGGCAUGCAGGUGGGCGUGACGUCGAUGGGCCCGCUGGAGUGCUCGAGCGAGAACGCGAGCUGGCCGGCGCGCGCCACCAGCGUGUUCACGGCGCUGUUCCCGUACGCCGACAUCAUCAACCGCACCAUCCUCGAGGCGGAGCAGAGCAUGCCGCAGGUGGAGGUGCACUCCUCCCGGGCAGCUCCGCUCUGUACACCGUCCGCGGUUAUUAUAACUGUCGCAAAACUUCUGCGUUUCAUUAUAUGA